Aedes aegypti (yellow fever mosquito) is the source of this 3500-nucleotide messenger RNA. RefSeq lists its product as uncharacterized. The record is from RefSeq and is a predicted model, not a curated record. The transcript has 7 exons. Bases 492 to 3218 code for a protein of 908 amino acids. NCBI's taxonomy places the organism in Eukaryota, Metazoa, Arthropoda, Insecta, Diptera, Culicidae.
UGAAACGUUCCACGCAAUUUUAUAACCCAAAAAGUUGUCCACCCAUCGCAUCGGUUCGUGAAAUUCCACUGAUUUUUUGUGAAUUUGCAGUUGUUUUCAUAAGUUUUCGCUCGCGUUAAUCAGCUCAAGCGAUUGCCAAAAUCGCGGGUCACAAAAUGUGCCGAAAAUUGUGAUGAUAUUGGUCGAUUUAGUGGGGAAAAUAUGCACUGGUAAAAGCUGUUUUCAGUUCGUGGCAGUCAGCCGAUUGUUGGCGAAAAAAGGAGCGUAAAAUUCGAAAUCGGAUGCAACAGCAGGGUAAGAGGAAGAGCACGAAGAAGUAAACGCAGUACCACAACAGAGGGAAACAGUGUCAAAUUCGCGGUUCUUCGUCGAAAGAAGGUGGAAAAAUUCUAUACGUAAUCAAUGCAACUUUGAAGCAUCGAAGUUUAGGUAUGCUGAAUUGAAGCUUGGGAAUAAUUUCGUAUUCUAUCCGAUUUCAGUGUGAGUGAAAGAUGAUAACCAAAACCAGCAGACUGAAUUUGAGCAACAAUGAAUCGAUUGGAAACACUUCGAUGGUUUCAAUCUGCGAUCGAGAAGCGUCGUCGGGUAACAACUCGUCGGAACCCAGCAAUGAGGAGCCACCGGUAGGCACUUUCGAGCACAAAUCGGUUAUCCUAGACUCGAACUACAUUGAGACUAAGAUCAAAAGUUUACUGAAUCAGGAAGAUGACAACGAAAGCGAACCAAGCACUGUGAACAGCAGUGAGAAACUGGAUAAUGUUGGAAACGUGACCACGUCGACCGUUGCGGAACAUCCGGAGCGUAUUACCGGUAUUCUGACGGCGGAAGACAGCUGCAACGCGGUGGAUCACAAAAUCUCCUCCGGCGAGGGCGAGACCAGCCAGCUGGAAGUGCCCCCGGAAGAGCUGUCUUUCAAUGGGAAAAUCCGAAGUCUGAAUGCUCCGUCCAGCAGCUCGCAGUGCGAGUUAACCGAUGCGACCAAGGGCUUCGAGAAAGUACGCAAAGACAAGCUGAACGAGUCGUACGAGAUGCUGACGAAGGAGAACAGCUCAUUGAUGCACUACAACAAUGAGAAAUCUCCGGAUCUUUUCGCCGAUGACGACGACGACGACGACGAGCUCGAUGAGGCUAACCACGAAAGUGACCACGAAGAUGUCCGUUCGGAUAAUGGGGAUGCCACAGAUUCCGAGAACACCCCUGCCAAUAAUACCACCAAUGUCUGCAUGAAUCCAGUGGAGCAAAUCGAGAGGAAACUGCUCAAAAAUCUGCAGGCCUCGCUUUCCGGGGUCUUACCACCGCCAUCCGUUACCCAAUAUUGCAUCGACAUCGAUCGAAUGCUCACACUGUACCGACAACACGAGGAUCGAUUGUUCUACCGCAAUGAUGAAAUCGUAGAAAAGCCCACUCAAGCCCAAGAGAGUUCGCCUUCGGUUUGCCUCAGCAAACCGACUCAUCCACCCGGGGAAUUGCACGAGCUGGGAUGGCCAAAACUGCUCGAGGCGAGGGUCCAUGGAGUGUACUACAAUCGGUCGACGGUGACCGAGAAGAUUGAGCUGCUGGGGCUUAGAUAUGUCGAGCGGUACAUCAGCAGGGAGACGAAAACUUCCUUCGAGAUAUCGCGAGCCCCGCCGAGUGCCAAAAAGAAGAAUUCGCGGUUAAAACUGCUGAACCAAUCCCCGGGCAGCCGUUUAAGUCACUUGGCCCGUCGACGAGCGACUUUCUCAUCGGCCAACCUUCUGAACAGCUCGAUCGGUUCCAGUUCGUCGGGUUCGUCCCUCGCGGGAAGCCAGCGACGUUUGUGCAAUAGACAAAUCGUACUCGACGCCAAGAAAUCGGAUAACCGGCGGAAGAGUAAGGGCCGGACGCCCAAACGGCGUACCCCCGGCCGACGGAAGACUCCGGGGUCGUCGGCCAAAAAACGUACCCUCAGUUUACCGGUGGCCAAGCAAUCCCAGACGCUCUCCAGGGAAGCACCCAAGAGAGCGUUAUUCCAAAGCCCUCCAGAUGAACCUGCGCCGAAGGCCAGUCAUCCCUCACCGGCCGUCAGUAGAACGGCAUCCAAUAAAACGCAAAAGCUGAAACGUGUCCUCUUCUCACCUCCUGUGAAGCGACGCCUUGCCCUGCCUUCUUCGAAUGGUGCCAAGACUGGACCGUCCAAUAAUGUUACCAGUGCGAGCGGUGACUCCAGUGGAAUCAAAAACCUCUCCACCGGAGAGCCGGUAAAUUUGGAUUCCGGGGAACCUGGUCGCAAGAGGAAACGUCCCACGGACGAAGCGGACGAGGACAGUUUGGUUCAGAAGCAAAAAAUGUCUCGGACCGAACCGGUCAAAGAAGCGGACCUCACUCCUCGCUCUUCGAAGCUCCUUCGGAGUCAAAGCUUUUGCCUGGGUUCACAGUCUAAGGCCAACAGAAGCGCAUUGGACAGUAGCAGUCGCAAUGGCAAGACGUUGGUCCGAGCCAAUUCGGAAUCGGUGACGCUGACUGAAAAUCAUAGAAAAAAACUACUCUGGGCUGUGUCUCAAGCGCUGCAAACCAAGCAGAUAUCGAUGAAGCACGAAAACUUCCGGAAGUAUGCUUCCAUUCUGGCUCACGUGGUGAAGAAGCUGUUUCUGGAAUUCAAUGACCACUCCGUGUCCAGCACCAGUGAAAAGAUGCUGAGGUUGGCGCACAAGCACCUAUUCGACGUGCUCCAGGGCCAGAGCUCCGAAGAGAUCUAUCAACGGGAGCGAACGCGUCUGCUAAACGCGAAAAAUAUCCUAAGGCCUCACGGCUACAUUUCGCCCGAAGAGUACGAGCAGGCCAAGUUGCGGCGCAGCAGAUCCGCCUCGGUAUUUGUCCUAGACAAUUCAAACGAUUCAUCUUUCGGGGCAGGCUCCUCCAGUCAACCACCAGCACCAGUGCCACUAAGUCAAUGUUCGUCGGUCUUUUCCCAAAGUUCCGAGUUCCUCAACGGGCUGUCCCAGUCGUCAUCCUUUCACGGAAGUCAAUCGGCAAUGGCCAGUGAUUCUGCGAAGAAUACCAUCCUUCGGGAGAACAUCGACAGCGAGCAGCGACAAAAGUCGUCCCAGAAGCAAAUUUCCUUCUCCGGCAAGGAUCAGAAGAACAUGAGUCCGUACGCUGACGCCAAAAGUGGUUCCCAAGCCAAGGCGAAACUGUUGGUUGGGGGAUCCGUUGGCAGCAGCAUCCUGAAGGCCAAGAGGCAGAUCUCAUUCGAAUGAAGUCGGCUGAUUUAGUGUAACAUUUGCACGGAGGUAAAAUUGUACGAUACGUUUUUUUUUUCGGGUUUUUGCUCUUAUUCGAGUUGAUUGCGGGCAACAUUUUAAGCAGCAGGCCGCAGUUUAGGCGACCUGCAAAUGCUUUACUUAGUUUGGCGAAGCAGAGUGUUCAGUGUAAUAUAAGCUUUUUUUAUGAAUUUUGUUUCAUCGUAGUCAAGCUGAAAAUGCUUGAAAUCGGAUAAGUUAGCAAUAUUGAAUAAAGAAUUCUUAAUUUAUUGAAAUAUA